This is a messenger RNA of Pseudomyrmex gracilis, 3271 nucleotides long. It is a transcript of the gene eEF2, whose product is annotated as translation elongation factor 2. Gene Ontology annotation, molecular function: translation elongation factor activity; GTP binding; ribosome binding. The transcript has 14 exons. Bases 106 to 2640 code for a protein of 844 amino acids. Gene Ontology annotation, biological process: translational elongation. The record is from RefSeq and is a predicted model, not a curated record. Gene Ontology annotation, cellular component: ribonucleoprotein complex; cytosol. Lineage: Eukaryota; Metazoa; Arthropoda; Insecta; Hymenoptera; Formicidae.
GGCACAUUUCGGGCCCAGAGCGGAUAGCCCGUCCUUUCCGAGGGAGCACGCCAUCGUUGGAGCACGCAUAUUCGAGAUCGAGACGACAAUCCAACAGCAUCCAAGAUGGUGAACUUUACCGUAGACGAAAUACGUGCAAUGAUGGACAAAAAGAAAAACAUCAGAAAUAUGUCCGUCAUUGCGCAUGUGGACCAUGGUAAAUCUACUUUAACAGACUCCCUCGUAUCUAAGGCCGGUAUUAUUGCCGGUGCUAAAGCUGGUGAGACUCGUUUCACUGACACACGUAAAGAUGAGCAGGAACGAUGUAUCACUAUUAAGUCCACUGCUAUUUCUAUGUUCUUCGAACUUGAAGAGAAAGAUUUAGUUUUUAUCACGAAUCCUGAUCAACGUGACAAGGAUGAGAAGGGAUUUUUGAUUAACCUGAUUGACUCACCUGGACAUGUCGAUUUUUCGAGCGAAGUCACAGCUGCUCUCCGUGUUACCGAUGGAGCUCUUGUUGUGGUAGAUUGUGUAUCCGGUGUGUGCGUACAGACUGAAACUGUACUGCGACAAGCUAUUGCCGAACGCAUAAAGCCUGUUUUAUUCAUGAAUAAAAUGGAUCGCGCGCUGUUAGAACUCCAACUUGAUAGCGAAGAUCUUUACCAAACGUUUCAACGUAUUGUUGAAAACGUCAACGUUAUUAUUGCAACAUACUCCGAUGACGAUGGCCCCAUGGGUGAAGUCAGAGUGGAUCCCAGUAAAGGUUCUGUAGGUUUCGGAUCUGGUCUUCACGGUUGGGCUUUUACUCUAAAACAAUUCUCAGAGAUGUACGCUGAAAAGUUCAAGAUUGAUGUAGUGAAACUCAUGAACAGAUUGUGGGGAGAAUCUUUCUUCAAUCCUAAAACUAAAAAGUGGAGCAAACAAAAAGAACCCGAAAACAAACGAUCUUUCUGUAUGUAUGUUUUAGAUCCAAUUUACAAGGUUUUUGACAGCAUUAUGAAUUAUAAGAAAGAGGAAGCAGAUACUCUUUUGCAGAAAUUGGGUAUCGUGUUGAAACCCGAGGAUAAAGACAAAGACGGAAAAGCUUUAUUGAAAGUUGUUAUGAGAACCUGGUUACCCGCUGGAGAGGCCUUACUUCAGAUGAUUGCCAUUCAUUUACCGUCUCCAGUAACUGCCCAAAAAUACCGUAUGGAAAUGCUGUAUGAAGGACCGCUCGAUGACGAAGCAGCUAUUGGAAUUAAGAACUGCGAUCCUAACGGACCGCUCAUGAUGUACGUCUCGAAAAUGGUACCGACAUCAGACAAAGGACGCUUCUACGCUUUUGGCCGAGUGUUUUCGGGUAAAGUAUCCACCGGUAUGAAAGCUCGCAUCAUGGGUCCCAACUUCCAACCGGGCAAGAAAGAAGAUCUAUACGAGAAAGCUAUUCAACGUACCAUCUUGAUGAUGGGCCGUUACGUCGAAGCUAUUGAAGAUGUGCCUUCCGGUAAUAUUUGCGGUCUUGUUGGCGUUGAUCAGUUCUUGGUCAAAACUGGCACCAUCACAACGUUCAAGGAUGCACAUAAUAUGAAAGUAAUGAAAUUUUCUGUAUCGCCUGUCGUACGCGUGGCAGUAGAACCGAAAAAUCCUGCCGAUUUGCCGAAACUGGUAGAAGGUCUUAAACGUUUGGCGAAAUCCGAUCCUAUGGUUCAAUGCAUUAUCGAAGAGUCGGGUGAACAUAUCAUCGCCGGUGCCGGAGAACUGCAUCUUGAGAUUUGUCUGAAAGAUCUGGAAGAAGAUCACGCAUGUAUUCCAAUUAAGAAGUCGGAUCCCGUUGUGUCAUACAGAGAAACUAUUUCUGAACAAUCAAACCAAAUGUGUUUGUCCAAAUCCCCGAACAAACAUAAUCGUCUGUUCAUGAUGGCAUGUCCGAUGCCCGAUGGUCUUGCCGAAGAUAUUGACAGCGGCGAAGUUAAUCCGCGUGAUGACUUCAAAGUACGUGCUCGUUAUCUGAACGAGAAGUAUGAUUACGACGUGACGGAAGCUAGGAAAAUUUGGUGCUUCGGACCUGACGGCAGCGGACCGAACAUACUUGUCGACUGCACCAAGGGUGUACAAUAUCUUAACGAAAUCAAGGAUUCUGUCGUAGCAGGAUUCCAAUGGGCCACAAAAGAGGGUGUACUUUCGGAAGAAAACUUGAGAGGCGUACGUUUCAAUAUUCACGAUGUGACGUUACACGCCGACGCGAUUCACAGAGGUGGUGGUCAGAUUAUCCCAACUACAAGACGUUGCCUUUACGCCUGUCUUCUCACUGCCUCGCCCCGAAUUAUGGAACCUGUUUACUUAUGUGAAAUUCAGUGUCCAGAAGUUGCUGUCGGUGGAAUUUACGGUGUGCUGAAUCGCAGAAGAGGACACGUAUUUGAAGAACAACAGGUGGCGGGUACUCCCAUGUUCGUAGUUAAGGCUUACCUUCCUGUAAACGAGUCCUUCGGCUUUACCGCCGAUCUUCGUUCCAACACUGGCGGUCAGGCUUUUCCACAGUGUGUGUUCGAUCACUGGCAGAUCCUGCCUGGUGAUCCGAUGGAGCCCAGCUCUCGACCUUAUCAAGUCGUACAGGAUACGCGUAAGAGGAAGGGAUUGAAGGAAGGUCUCCCAGAUUUGAACGCAUACCUUGACAAGUUGUAACCUCAAAUUCGCGCACCGUAUUUAAAUACCUAUUUAAAUAUUGUAAUUCGAUUACUACCGCUGGAACUGCUGUAUACAAACUACAACAUUGGUUUACUAUGAAUUUUGUUUUUUGCGCAAUGACCCGUAAAGAAACAACAACAAUUAUAAAUACGGAUAAAUAAGGAUAAUAAAAUGUAAUUAUAAUGAAAGAAACCACGAGAUAUAAUGUGCAGAGAUUAUGUGUAUCUGCAUGUGAAAAUGCAAGAGGGCGAUAUGUUUUGUACGUUUAUUUAAUUGAAAACGGCAAUCGAUCUUUCUCUGUCUCUUUCUCGGUUGCUUUAUAUACAUAUUUUUUAUUAGCACAACGGAUGAAUAGCUAUGAUUGUUAUAUGUAUGUUUUAUGGCGCUUUUUUUUGGGCCAGUCUUGUUUAAACGAAGAAAAAAGAAAGACAAUUCAUUAGUCGUCAUUUAUAUAUUAAUUUUUUUUUUUUUUUUACUGUGGAAUUUAGUAUAUUUUGUCACUCACCGAGAACUUUUAAAUCGAGUGGAAUGCAGUUUUCGAAAUUGCUAUAAUACGAAGAGAAGGAAGCAUUACAACAAUGUACUCAAUUACGAAAAUACGAAGCAAUUAAAGAUUAAUGAAAUAAUA